UCUUGAAGAAGUUCCUGCGUAUAUGAAAGGCCGCAUAACAUGUGAUCAGAUCAAUGCAGUUAUUAAAAAUCUAAACAAAGCAAUGGUGACCAAAUACAGGAUCCGCAAUCAGGCUCCACGUUCUAUGAAUGCAACAAACAGAAGCCUGCACUACAGAUACGUAACAGAAGAAAAGGAGGAUAUAGAAGAUGUUUAUUUUGUUGUGGAGGAAGAUAUCAGACUUUUCACCCAUAUGAAGCUGGAUAAGCGCUUCCAUCAGAUCAUCGUCAUCCUGCGCCACUGCCAAAGACUGAAAGAAAUUCGUACCUCUGGAAUUGUCCGCUAUGCCAUCUGCUAACAUGCUUCCCGUACUCUGCUUACCCCAGAUGUAGAUGGCAGCAGUGUUUUGAGACGCAGAGAGUUUUGUUGUAUGCAGAAAGAUUCCAUGUAUGGACAUUACUAUUUAGAUCUCCUUAUUUUCUGAAAGGCAAUGUUUUCCCUAGUGUUUUUCAGACAUCCUAAAUCAGGACUGGCAAUCUCAAAUGGCCUCUAAGUAUCUGAUUUUUGUUUUGAAAACUUGAGAGGGAACUAAUGUCUUUUGAUAAAUUACAUGUACAAAGCAAAGAUGUAAUUGGCUCAUCUGUGGUCACAGGCAGUUUUAAUGACGUUUUCAGGUCAGCACUUGAAAGUUAAUGUCCUCUACAUGGUCGUGAUGUUCCUUUUCUUGUUAAUGAGUUAGAAACUGUGUCCAAAGCUCUGCAGCUACUCAAAGGAAGCAUUUGAUUCUGGUUUUUUUUUUCUUAAAUCGUGCAAACCAGUUUCCAAAUUUUCAUUUCUUAAUCCUUCUGAUCCUAAUUGUAUGUUUUGGAGUAUCUAUCAUUGGAACAGGAACAUCUGAUGCCAUUUAAACAUUAACAGGCAGUUCGGUGCUGGGUAGUUUCUAUGAGCCAUGCGGGUUUCGUACUUCAUGAAGACAAAAAGGGCAGUUAGAUUUUUCCCUCAGACUUAACCCUUGGACCAAAACUACAGAGCAGUGGGUAUUUUUAAGAAAAAAAGUCAAAGUCCGCUUUGAGAAUGGUGGUCAAAAUUGUCAGAUAUUGUUAUAGAAGGUUGGUUUUAAAUACCUUGGAGUCCCAGAACAAACUUAUUGUGAUAAGUGCUAAUUCUGCAAGUUGGUAAAAAGAAAACAAACAGAAAUCUGUUGUUGUUUAUGUCUGUGAGCCUGUAUCUGUUUUAACCA
Molecule: messenger RNA, 1219 nt
Organism: Pezoporus occidentalis (night parrot)
Lineage: Eukaryota; Metazoa; Chordata; Aves; Psittaciformes; Psittacidae
Gene: SKA1
Product: spindle and kinetochore associated complex subunit 1
Exons: 3
Coding region: 23-337 (104 amino acids)
Biological process (GO): regulation of microtubule polymerization or depolymerization; chromosome segregation; mitotic cell cycle
Cellular component (GO): spindle microtubule; mitotic spindle; outer kinetochore
Molecular function (GO): microtubule binding
Source: RefSeq, a predicted model, not a curated record